Messenger RNA from Mesorhabditis belari, 549 nucleotides. Lineage: Eukaryota; Metazoa; Nematoda; Chromadorea; Rhabditida; Rhabditidae. The record is from the annotation of a GenBank genome assembly.
AUGAGCGGCCAAAGUUUGGUGCAACAACAGCUUCGCGAAGACUGGGACAACCGAGAAUACGAACAAGUGAUUGCAGAUCAGAUCAAGAGCAUCGCCAAUUUUUUAUCGAGUUUUGAUUUAAGCUCGGGUUUCGAAAGGCGACACUUUGAACUAACGACAAAAUGGCUCAGGCAGGAAAACUUGUCAAAGCUACCGGAGAAAUUGCCGCCCGUAACUGCCGUGAAAUCGACUAACAAGGAGCAGGCUCGCACAUCCGUCCUCCAAGUCUACAAGGAGAUGCAGCGACUCACUCCCCAAUUUUGGUGGGAUUUCGAAAUGAACGACAUGCCGUUGCCUGUCUUCCGUGCCGUGAUUAAGCAGCAAUUUACGAAAAGCGCCCAUGUUCAAGACAUUCGCAUUAUUGAUCGUCUAGUGGCCGAGACGCAUCAGCACAUGUACGCGAUUCGCUAUGCCUUCUACAAUCCGGAUCACGUGCGCAACUACUUGUUCCAUGAGAAUGUCGAACCGAAACCAAAAGACUUCUUGAGCAAGUUCCUCUCUGGAAAGGAU